GUUGGCACUUGACGGAAACGGCGGCGAUAGCGAUAUUAGUUAUGUGUUCACAGUUCUUUCUGAAGGGUUGAUUGGGCCAGUAGUUGUUCGAUAUCUUCGACGUAGCGAUAAUGAGUAACAAAUAUUCGAAAAAUACCGAAAAGUUUGUAUUGCUUUCACUUUUUGUCUGCGCACUUAGCGCAUUGCCAGCGUUAUCUGGUGCAGUCUCCUUGACGUGGGGUCAUGUGGGCAAGUAUGCCUCGCCUAUUUACGAUGAAGAAAUUAAGCUCACUGAUAACAAGCCGAUAGUUGACGUUACGUAUCCACGCCAGGGUGACACCAGCGAGUACAUCAUAACCGCAAUGCACGCAUUCGACGCGAAAACUCCACUGUACACGACAGCAGUUGCGGAGCGCGCGGCCGAUGCACAUUUGGCAACCGUGGAUUCUGCAAGGGUUAUGGUUUUGCGCGGCGGCGUUGGCUUUAAUUACACGACAUUACGAUUUGAAAUGCCAACGUCCGCUUAUCAGCUAUCAGCUGCAGACAGCGCUCCGACCAUUGGCGGUCAUCCUGAUGGCGGCAGACAUGCGGGGCGUGGUAAUAACUUGCGUGCACACUAUCAGCUCGUUAUUUACGGCGUUGAUUUAUAGCGUGAAUAAUCUUAUAAUAAACUUUUCUUCUAUUCGCAUUUCAAAUAUGCAUAGACGAGUUUAGUUAAGCAAUGGUUAUAUCUUAAAUAAUUUGUUCAACACCUUUAAUUAUUAAAGUUGGUUUUACUAA
Messenger RNA from Bactrocera neohumeralis, 759 nucleotides. RefSeq lists its product as uncharacterized. The transcript has 2 exons. NCBI's taxonomy places the organism in Eukaryota, Metazoa, Arthropoda, Insecta, Diptera, Tephritidae. Bases 111 to 629 code for a protein of 172 amino acids. The record is from RefSeq and is a predicted model, not a curated record.